Messenger RNA from Candoia aspera, 6198 nucleotides. It is a transcript of the gene CACNA1S, whose product is annotated as calcium voltage-gated channel subunit alpha1 S. Gene Ontology annotation, biological process: calcium ion import across plasma membrane. Gene Ontology annotation, molecular function: high voltage-gated calcium channel activity. Lineage: Eukaryota; Metazoa; Chordata; Lepidosauria; Squamata; Candoiidae. The coding region runs from base 235 to 5766 and encodes 1843 amino acids. The transcript has 45 exons. Gene Ontology annotation, cellular component: membrane; voltage-gated calcium channel complex. The record is from RefSeq and is a predicted model, not a curated record.
UGGGAGCCAGGCUGAUGGCUAAUUAUAAACUCAUGCUUGGUGUGCUUGUGUCUGGGGGAGGGCCACUGCCAGCCCCGCAGCCCACACCACACUGAGAAGAUUGGGUCAACCAAAGCAAGAGAUCCAGAGGGGGCUUCAGCUGCCCCAGGGCUGGGGAAGGGGGCCUAGCUGCAGGACAAAGAGGCAGAGGGGGCAAGACAAGUCCAACUCAAGGAGGCAAGAGGAAGAGUGAUUAUGGAGCCCACGUCUGCCCAUGAGGAUAGCCAGAAGAAGAAGCAACAGAAGGAAAAGGCUAAGAAAGCUGCCCUGGAACUUCCCCCCAGGCCAUCCCGCUCUCUGCUGUGUCUCACCCUCCAGAACCCAGUGCGGAAGGCCUGCAUUGCCAUUGUGGAAUGGAAGCCCUUUGAGACCAUCAUCCUGUUAACUAUCUUUGCCAACUGUAUUGCACUGGCUAUCUACCUGCCCAUGCCUGAAGAUGAUACCAACAAAGUAAAUUCCAGACUCGAGAAGCUAGAAUACUUCUUUCUGAUAGUAUUUGCCAUUGAGGCAAUGCUAAAGAUAAUUGCCUAUGGGUUUCUAUUCCAUGCAGAUGCUUACCUCCGAAACGGCUGGAAUGUGCUGGAUUUUACAAUUGUCUUUUUGGGGGUCUUCACAGUGAUCCUGGAGAGAAUCAGUUUAAUGGAAAGCGCGCUUCUUAGUGGGCAAGGCGGUUUUGAUGUCAAAGCUCUGAGAGCAUUUCGAGUGCUGCGGCCAUUACGUCUGGUGUCAGGGGUACCAAGUCUGCAAGUGGUACUCAACUCCAUUAUGAAGGCCAUGAUGCCACUACUCCACAUUGCUGUACUUGUCGUCUUCAUGCUUAUUAUCUAUGCCAUAGUGGGCCAGGAGCUCUUCAAGGGCAAAAUGCACAAGACUUGCUAUUACAAUGGGACAGAUAUCCUGGCCACUGUGGAACAUGAAAAACCAGCUCCAUGUACUAACUCAGGCCAUGGGCGCCACUGCACUAUUCCUGGCUCUGAGUGCAGGGGCCCGUGGGCAGGGCCCAACCAUGGCAUCACUCACUUUGAUAACUUUGGGUUUGCUAUGCUGACUGUCUACCAAUGUAUCUCCAUGGAGGGGUGGACUGAAGUCCUUUACUGGGUGAAUGAUGCCAUUGGGAAUGAGUGGCCUUGGAUCUACUUUGUCAGCCUCAUCUUACUUGGGUCCUUUUUCAUACUUAACCUGAUCCUGGGUGUGCUCAGUGGGGAGUUCACCAAAGAGCGUGAGAAAGCUAAAUCACGGGGUACCUUCCAGAAACUGAGGGAGAAGCAGCAAUUGGAGGAGGAUAUGAAAGGCUACAUGGACUGGAUCACUCACGCAGAAGUCAUGGACAGUGACCAGACACACAGGGAAGGAAUGAGGUCAUCAGAUGAAGGUGGGUCAGAGACAGACAGCCUGUAUGAGAUUGAAGGCAUGAAUAAAUGGAUUCUCUUCUUUCGGCACUGGCGACGAUGGAACCGUCUUUUCCGCAGAAAAUGCCGUGAAGUGGUUAAAUCAAAAAUUUUCUAUUGGUCGGUGAUCUUGAUCGUUGCUUUGAACACCCUCUCAAUAGCUACAGAGCAUCAUGAUCAACCUGCAUGGCUGACCCAUGCCCAGGAUGUUGCUAACCGGGUACUUCUGUCCCUCUUUGCGGUGGAGAUGAUUCUGAAGAUGUAUGCCCUGGGCAUCCGCCAGUACUUCAUGUCUCUCUUCAACCGCUUUGACUGCCUUGUGGUGUGCACUGGUAUCCUGGAGCUCAUCCUGGUAGAGAUCGCUUCCAUGACGCCCCUGGGCAUCUCUGUCCUGCGGUGCAUUCGACUGCUGAGAAUCUUCAAGAUAACGAAGUACUGGACCUCUCUGAACAACUUAGUGGCAUCUCUGCUGAACUCUGUGCGCUCCAUUGCCUCGCUCCUCACCCUCCUCUUCCUUUUCAUUGUCAUCUUUGCCCUCUUAGGGAUGCAGCUUUUUGGAGGGCGGUUUGACUUUGAUGAUGUGGAGAUACGGCGCAGCACCUUUGAUAACUUCCCCCAGGCUCUCAUCAGUGUCUUCCAGGUCCUGACUGGGGAAGACUGGACCUCUAUCAUGUACAAUGGGAUUAUGGCUUAUGGAGGGCCAUGCUAUCCUGGUAUGCUGAUCUGCAUUUAUUUCAUUAUUCUCUUUGUAUGUGGGAAUUAUAUCUUGCUGAAUGUCUUUCUGGCUAUUGCUGUGGACAACCUGGCUGAGGCAGAAACAUUAACUUCUGCCCAGAAAGCCAAAGAGGAAGAGAAGAAGUGGAAGAAAAUGACCAGAGGUUAUCCUGAGAAAUCUGAAGAGGAAAAGCUGUUGUUGGCCAAGAAGUUGGAACAGAAAGCUAAGGGAGAAGGAAUCCCCACCACAGCAAAGUUAAAAGUAGAUGAGUUUGAAUCAAAUGUCAAUGAAGUCAAGGACCCUUAUCCCUCUGCAGACUUCCCAGGUGAUGAUGAGGAAGAUGAACCUGAAAUCCCACUGAGCCCAAGGCCACGUCCCCUAGCCGAGCUGCAGUUAAAGGAAAAAGCAGUGCCUAUGCCUGAAGCAAGUUCAUUCUUCAUCUUUAGCCCAACCAACAAGAUCCGGGUGCUGUGCCACAGAAUCGUCAAUGCCACCUGGUUCACCAACUUUAUCCUCCUCUUUAUUCUGCUUAGCAGCAUCUCACUGGCAGCAGAAGAUCCAAUUCAGGCAAUGUCAUUCAGGAAUAAGAUUCUAUCAUAUUUUGACAUUGGCUUCACCUCUGUAUUUACAGUGGAAAUUAUUCUAAAGAUGACUGCUUAUGGUGCAUUUCUUCACAAGGGAUCCUUCUGCCGUAAUUCUUUCAACAUUCUAGAUUUGCUUGUAGUUGUUGUCUCACUCAUCUCCAUGAGACUUGAGUCCAGUACCAUCUCAGUGGUGAAAAUCCUGAGGGUACUCAGAGUACUGAGACCGUUGAGAGCUAUUAACAGAGCAAAGGGACUGAAGCAUGUGGUCCAGUGUGUUUUUGUGGCUAUUAAGACCAUCGGCAACAUUGUUCUUGUCACCUUCUUGCUACAAUUCAUGUUUGCUUGCAUUGCGGUACAGCUGUUCAAGGGGAAGUUCUACAGUUGUACAGAUUCAACCAAGAUUACCGAAACUGAAUGCAGGGGGCACUUCAUCAUGUAUGUUGAUGCUGAUCCAACACAGGUUGUGGAAAAAGAACGGAUGUGGCUGCACAAUGAAUUCCACUUUGAUAAUGUCUUGUCAGCUAUGAUGUCUCUCUUCACUGUAUCCACCUUUGAAGGAUGGCCUCAACUAUUGUAUAAAGCAAUUGAUACGCAUACUGAAGACAUGGGCCCCAUAUACAACUAUCGCAUGGGCAUUGCCAUCUUCUUCAUAAUCUAUCUCAUUCUCAUUGCCUUUUUUAUGAUGAACAUCUUUGUAGGUUUCAUCAUUGUAACUUUCCAGGAGCAGGGUGAAACUGAGUACAAAGACUGUGAGCUGAACAAAAACCAGCGCCAGUGUGUCCAGUAUGCACUGAAAGCGCGGCCUCUGAGAUGCUACAUUCCCAAGAACCCUUACCAAUACCAGAUAUGGUAUGUGGUGACCUCCUCCUAUUUUGAGUACCUCAUGUUUUUCCUGAUCACACUGAACACCAUCUGUUUGGGCAUGCAGCAUUAUAAGCAAUCAGAGAUGAUGAACCAGCUCUCAGAUGUCCUCAAUGUGGUCUUCACCAUACUCUUUACUGUUGAGAUGAUCCUUAAAUUGAUAGCCUUCAAGGCUAAGGGAUACUUUGGGGACCCCUGGAAUGUCUUUGAUUUUCUCAUAGUUGUCGGCAGCAUCAUAGAUGUCAUCCUGAGUCAGAUUGAUACAAUUCUUGUUUCCAGUGGUGGAUUGUACUGCCUAAGCGGCGGCUGUAAUGGCGUUACCAAGCCACCGGCAAUCCAAGGAGCCUACAGCACUGGAGACACCACACCACAGCUUCCUGCCAUAGAUCCUGAUGACAGCGGUCGUGUCUCCAUCACUUUUUUCCGGCUUUUCAGGGUCCUAAGGCUGGUAAAACUGCUGAGCCGAGGAGAAGGCAUUAGAAAUUUACUCUGGACAUUUAUCAAAUCCUUCCAGGCACUACCUCAUGUGGCCUUGCUGAUCGUUAUGUUGUUCUUUAUCUAUGCCGUGAUUGGGAUGCAGAUGUUUGGGAAAAUUGCACUGGUAGAUGGAACUCAAAUAAAUCGGAACAACAACUUUCAGACCUUCCCACAAGCGGUGUUGCUGCUAUUCAGGUGCGCCACAGGUGAGGCUUGGCAGGAGAUCUUAUUAGCUGCCAGCUAUGGCAAGUUAUGUGACCCUGAGUCUGAAUAUGAGCCUGGAGAAGAAAACACUUGUGGCACAGGCUUUGCUUAUUUCUACUUCGUAAGCUUUUACAUGCUGUGUGCAUUCCUGAUUAUCAAUCUCUUUGUUGCUGUCAUCAUGGACAAUUUUGACUACCUCACACGAGACUGGUCCAUCUUAGGUCCCCAUCACCUGGAUGAAUUCAAAAGAAUCUGGGCAGAAUAUGAUCCUGAAGCCACCGGCCGAAUUAAGCAUCUAGAUGUGGUAACUCUGUUGAGACGAAUCCAGCCUCCUCUGGGGUUUGGGAAAUUUUGUCCACACCGUGUGGCUUGCAAGCGCCUGGUGGGCAUGAAUAUGCCACUGAAUAGUGAUGGCACAGUUACUUUCAAUGCCACACUCUUUGCUCUGGUGAGAACUGCUCUCAAGAUCAAGACAGAAGGUAACUUUGAGAAAGCCAAUGAAGAGCUGAGGAUGAUUAUCAAAAAAAUCUGGAAGAGAACCAGCAUGAAGCUUUUAGAUCAAGUCAUUCCACCAAUUGGAGAUGAUGAAGUUACUGUGGGAAAGUUUUAUGCUACUUUCCUCAUCCAGGAGCACUUCAGAAAAUUCAUGAAGCGCCAGGAAGAAUAUUAUGGAUAUCGACCUAAGAAAAAUGCUGUUGAAAUCCAGGCUGGCUUAAGGACCAUUGAAGAGGAAGCUGCUCCUGAGAUCAAAAGAGCAAUCUCUGGGGAUCUGACUGCAGAGGAGGAGCUUGAAAGAGCCAUGGUGGAGGCCGCAAUGGAAGAAGGCAUCUAUAGGAGAACGGGGGGCUUGUUUGGCCAGGUUGAGAACUUCAUUGAACCCAGCAGCCCCCUCUCACCGCACAUGGCUAACCAAAGGCCUCUGCAGUUCACUGAGAUGGGUAGUGAAGAAUUAGACUCCCCAGUAUUCAUUGAGGACUUUCCACCAGCAAGAGGCAUCAAUGCAAACAACAGCAACAGCAAUGCCAACAACAAUGCAACAACACGGAUGAUAUAUGAGAAUGAAUUGAAGGACCAGAAGAUGCUACCAUCAUUUCCUCAUCCAUCUCACUUCACCAAGCAAUGUCCUAUUCAAAAUGAAAAGCAGCAAGAACAAAUGAGCAAACUACCAGCAAACAACGUCAGGUGCUCUUCAGAACUACAAUUUUCCACCCAGCAGAACACUGUCACUCAAGAUGCAGGCCAUGGUGAAGUUCUAUCAUCUACAAGCAACAGUGAAGAAAACACUCCAAGGAACAUGGAAGACCCUACCCCAGCCACUCUUCAGCUCCUUCAAGAGGCACUGGCCUCUGGGGGACUUCGUUUCCUAGCUAAGGAAGAUUCUUUUCUGAAGCUGACAAGAGAUGAGAUGGUUGCAGCCUUCCAAGCAGAAGUGACAGAAGUGGAGGAAGGUGCUGCCAUGCUGUUGAAGAGAACAAGAAGCUCAGCUACAUCUCUGUAAAGGGCCUGUAACAUGGCCAUUCCAGAUACCAAACUGUAAGAUGAUGAUUGUUUUCUUGGCAGUGUUGCUCUAUAGUGGUAGCCACUUUUGUGUUUUUGGAUGAUUACCACGAAAGCAUUACACUGCCUGCUCAUGGUGGCCUGAUUGAUCUCCAGCCUGACAGGCAAGCAGAAGAGAUGGCGGAAGCAAAAACAUUUUUUUGGCUGCCUUAGAAGAGAUUUUAGGAAUGGAUUCCUAGAGAGAUUUGCACAGGUGAAAAUAGAGUCUCUCCCUCAUCCUGGUCUCUAUGCAUUCGUAACACAAAUAGCCUGUAACUUAGAUGGAUUAUUACAUAUUUCCAAAGUGUCAUAUCAUUUCUUGCCUUUGGCAGUUUAGCGAGGAUUUUGAAAAUGCCUGUCAAUGAUAUUCUUCUGGAGAAAAAGCAGAAAUGAU